Messenger RNA from Phalaenopsis equestris, 3769 nucleotides. Its product is annotated as ubiquitin carboxyl-terminal hydrolase 12-like. Gene Ontology annotation, molecular function: cysteine-type endopeptidase activity; cysteine-type deubiquitinase activity; protein binding. The record is from RefSeq and is a predicted model, not a curated record. Bases 142 to 3486 code for a protein of 1114 amino acids. Gene Ontology annotation, biological process: regulation of protein stability; protein deubiquitination. Gene Ontology annotation, cellular component: cytosol; nucleus. NCBI's taxonomy places the organism in Eukaryota, Viridiplantae, Streptophyta, Magnoliopsida, Asparagales, Orchidaceae. The transcript has 32 exons.
AACCACAUUCCUUACUCGGUGGCGUUGUCCCUGACCAUCGCUGCUCAGAACCCCUCCGCCCCGUCCUUCUCCGGGCCACCGCCUCCUCGUUCCCGUUCUCACCAGAUCGGAUUCUUAGCAGCUGCUUCUAUCAUCUCAUCCAUGACUAUGAUGACUCCACCCCUCGUCGACAAGGAAGAAGAGGAGAUGCUAGUACCCCACUCAGAGUUCCCUGAAGCGCCCCAGCCCAUGGAAGUUGUUCCAGCGGAAGCUACCAGCACUGCUGAGAAUCAGCAGUCGGAGGACCCCUCGUCAUCCAGAUUCACGUGGACGAUUGAGAAUUUCUCAAGGUUGAACGUUAAGAAGCAUUACUCUGAGAUUUUCAUCGUUGGGGGCUAUAAAUGGAGAAUUUUGAUAUUUCCAAAGGGGAACAAUGUCGAUCACCUGUCCAUGUACUUGGAUGUUGCUGAUUCAGCUACUUUGCCGUAUGGGUGGAGUAGAUAUGCACAGUUUAGUCUUGCCGUGACAAAUCAAGCGCACUCCAAGUAUACAAUAAGAAAAGAUACUCAGCAUCAAUUUAAUUCCCGGGAAAGUGAUUGGGGAUUUACUUCAUUUAUGCCUCUCAGUGAUCUGUAUGACCCACAUAGAGGCUAUCUUGUAAAUGAUGUAGUGGUAGUUGAAGCUGAGGUUGCUGUUCGCAAGGUGGUUGAUUAUUGGACUUAUGACUCAAAGAAGGAAACAGGUUAUGUUGGUCUCAAGAAUCAAGGUGCCACCUGUUAUAUGAAUUCUCUUCUUCAAACUUUGUACCAUAUUCCUUAUUUUAGAAAGGCUGUGUAUCAUAUGCCUACGACUGAGAAUGAUAUUCCUUCUGGAAGCAUCCCUUUGGCUCUUCAGAGUUUAUUUUAUAAGCUUCAGUACAGUGAUAGUAGUGUGGCUACAAAAGAAUUGACAAAAUCAUUUGGAUGGGAUACGUAUGACUCAUUCAUGCAGCAUGAUGUGCAAGAACUUAAUAGGGUUCUUUGUGAGAAGCUGGAAGAUAAGAUGAAGGGAACUGUUGUUGAGGGCACUAUACAACAAUUAUUUGAAGGUCACCACAUGAACUAUAUUGAGUGCAUUAAUGUUGAUUACAAAUCUAGACGGAAGGAGUCAUUUUAUGACCUUCAACUUGAUGUCAAAGGUUGUCGUGAUGUUUAUGCUUCCUUUGAUAAGUAUGUUGAAGUCGAGCGUCUUGAAGGAGACAACAAGUAUCACGCAGAACAAUAUGGUUUACAGGAUGCUAAGAAGGGUGUACUCUUUAUCGACUUCCCUCCAGUUUUGCAACUCCAGCUAAAACGCUUUGAGUAUGAUUUUAUGAGGGAUACAAUGGUAAAGAUAAAUGAUCGAUACGAGUUCCCAAUACAGCUAGACCUUGACAGGGAUGGUGGAAAAUAUCUUUCUCCUGAUGCUGAUAGAGGUGUUCGCAACCUUUACACUCUGCACAGCGUUCUUGUUCACAGUGGUGGCGUGCAUGGCGGACAUUACUAUGCUUUUAUUAGACCGACUCUCUCUGAUCAGUGGUUUAAGUUUGAUGAUGAAAGAGUGACAAAAGAAGAAAUGAAGAGGGCCCUGGAAGAGCAGUAUGGCGGUGAGGAAGAGUUGCCACAGACGAAUCCUGGAUUCAACAACACACCAUUUAGGUUUACUAAGUAUUCAAAUGCAUACAUGCUUGUCUACAUUCGAGAGAGUGACAAGGAUAAUAUUAUAUGUAGCGUGGAUGAAAAAGAUAUCGCAGAACACCUUCGAAUUAGAUUGAAGAAGGAGCAAGAAGAGAAAGAACACAAAAAGAAGGAAAAAGCUGAGGCUCACCUAUACACUAUCAUAAAGGUUGCCCGAGAUGAAGAUUUAACUGAGCAGAUAGGAAAAGAUAUUUAUUUUGAUCUGGUAGAUCAUGACAAAGUUCGCAGCUUCCGUAUUCAAAAACAAAUGCCUUUCAAAGCUUUUAAGGAGGAGGUGGCCAAAGAAUUGGGGAUUCCAGUUCAGUUCCAGCGUUUUUGGCUUUGGGCUAAGAGACAAAACCAUACAUACCGUCCCAAUAGGCCAUUGAGCCCACUAGAGGAAGUACAGUCUGUUGGGCAAUUGAGGGAGGUGUCAAAUAAAGGACAUAAUGCUGAACUUCGACUAUUCUUGGAAUUGGAGCAUAGUGAUUCAAUCCCUAGUUCCCUUCCUGACAAGACUAAAGAAGACAUAUUUCUUUUUUUCAAGCUUUACGACCCUGUGAAGGAAGAGUUAAGGUACGUGGGUAGGCUCUUUGUUAGGGCACUUGGAAAGCCUGCUGAAAUUCUAACAAAACUCAAUGAAAUGGCUGGUUUUUCACCAAGCGAAGAAAUUGAAUUGUAUGAGGAAAUAAAGUUUGAUCCAACCGUUAUGUGUGAGCACAUUGACAAGAAGCUCACUUUUAAAUCCAGCCAGCUUGAGGACGGUGAUAUUAUUUGUUAUCAAAAAUGUCGGCAUGACAAUGAUGAUCAGUGUCGCUAUCCAGAUAUUCCAUCCUUUCUGGAAUAUGUUCACAGUAGGCAGGUUGUUCAUUUCCGAUCGCUGGAGAAGCCAAAAGAGGAUGAUUUUCGCUUAGAACUGUCAAAGAUUCAUACCUAUGAUGAUGUGGUAGAACGGGUAGCUCAUCAUCUUGGUUUGGAUGAUCCAUCGAAAAUUCGUCUUACAUCCCAUAAUUGCUAUUCUCAACAGCCAAAACCCCAGCCCAUCAAGUAUCGUGGUGUAGAGCACCUAUCAGAUAUGCUGGUCCAUUAUAAUCAGAUUUCCGACAUACUCUAUUAUGAAGUUUUGGACAUCCCUCUGCCUGAAUUACAAGGGUUGAAAACUCUCAAAGUUGCAUUCCACGUUGCUACAAAAGAUGAAAUUGUAAUUCAUAGUGUUAGACUUCCCAAAAACAGCACUGUUGGUGAUGUUAUCAAUGAUCUGAAAACUAAGGUUGAAUUAUCUCAUCCGAAUGCUGAACUCAGGUUACUGGAGGUUUUUUAUCACAAGAUCUACAAGAUCUUUCCACCUAAUGAAAAGAUAGAAAACAUAAAUGAUCAGUACUGGACUCUACGUGCUGAAGAGAUACCAGAGGAAGAGAAAAGUCUUGGACCACAGGAUCGUUUGAUUCAUGUUUACCAUUUCAUGAAAGAUCAAAAUCAAAAUCAGAUGCAAGUGCAGAAUUUUGGCGAGCCUUUCUUCUUUGUCCUUCACGACGGCGAAACUCUGGCAGAAGUGAAGGUUCGCAUCCAGAAGAAACUGCAAAUUCCCGAUGAGGAGUUUUCCAAGUGGAAAUUUGCUUGCUUGGCACUAGGCCGACCUGAAUAUCUUCAAGAUUCUGAUGUUGUCUCUGUUCGUUUUCAGAGAAGAGACGUUUAUGGAGCUUGGGAACAAUGUCUGGGAUUGGAACACUCAGAUACUUCCCCAAAGAGGACUUACCAAGUAAAUCAGAAUCGUCACAGCACAUUCGAAAAGCCUGUGAAAAUUUACAACUAGCUAAUUACGUAAUUCCACAGAAUCAUCUGCCCUUUUUACCUGAAUAUUUCAUUAAUUCAAUCCAGGGUGGGAGAUUUUGGUCCAUAAAAAAAAAAAAAAUAGCUGCUCUGAAACAAACUUGCCUUUUGUCCCACUUUAUUAGUAUUGUUGUGUCUGGAACUUUUGAAAUGCCUCAGGAGCGCCAUUUUUGUUUUUUGAGGCUGGAUUGGUUUGGUUCUCGGUUUCCUGAGUAUCGUUUAGCAGAGGAGGUAUAGAUUUUCUGAUUAAUUUCCUUGGCCUCACA